Fusarium vanettenii 77-13-4 is the source of this 666-nucleotide messenger RNA. RefSeq lists its product as uncharacterized. NCBI's taxonomy places the organism in Eukaryota, Fungi, Ascomycota, Sordariomycetes, Hypocreales, Nectriaceae. The annotation marks the transcript as partial. The transcript has a single exon. The record is from RefSeq and is a predicted model, not a curated record.
AUGCUCGUCUUAAUCCCUGGUAUCUCUGGAAACAUGGGCACCCACCUUGCCAGAGCAGCAAUUGCUCGAGGCCUCUUAGUCCGUGGCCUAGGACGUGAUGCGUCCAAGGUCCCAGAAGACGUCAAGCUCGAGUCGUUCGUGACGAGCACCUCCUACUACGACGUUCCUGCCAUCGAAAAGGCCGUCCAGGGGGUCGAUGCUAUCAUCUGCGCCUACAUGUCGACAGAUGUGCUCGUUCUUGACGGCCACCUCAUCCUCCUCCGGGCUGCCGAACGCGCAGGCGUCAAGAUCUUCUUCUCGGCGUCUUGGAACAACGACUGGACCAAGAAUAAGUUUGGCGACUUUGAGCACUAUGAUGCUUAUAUCGCUUUUCAGCACCAAGCCGCUUUGACCAGCCCUAUCAAGCCCGUGUACAUCUUCAAUGGGUUCUUUGACAGUCUCUUGUUCACUGUCUUUGGACCAGGUGGAUUCGACACGACGGGCGAAGUGCCAACCCUGAAGUACUGGGGUGAUGAGCCAAACCGCAAAUUCUGGUGGAUUGCGCAGGAGGACGCAGCUGCUUGGACGGUUGAGCUCCUGUUCAACAAGGAUGUCCAAGAGGGCAAAGGUGGCGUGUUCAGGUUCAGGUCUGGAGAAGUCACCCUUGAUGAGCUGGCGGCGGCAUAU